This is a messenger RNA of Chondrus crispus (carragheen), 528 nucleotides long. RefSeq lists its product as hypothetical. Gene Ontology annotation, cellular component: mitochondrial inner membrane; TIM23 mitochondrial import inner membrane translocase complex. The record is from RefSeq and is a predicted model, not a curated record. Gene Ontology annotation, biological process: protein import into mitochondrial matrix. NCBI's taxonomy places the organism in Eukaryota, Rhodophyta, Florideophyceae, Gigartinales, Gigartinaceae. Gene Ontology annotation, molecular function: transmembrane protein transporter activity. Bases 1 to 528 code for a protein of 175 amino acids. The transcript is spliced from 2 exons.
AUGGAUUUCGAAGCACCGGCCCCGAGUGUUGAGCACCAGCGUGAGCCCUGCCCGCACAGAAUUAUCGACGAUGUCGGCGGUGCUUUCGGUAUGGGCGCCAUCGGCGGCUCCAUCUGGCACUUUCUGAAGGGCGCGCGCAACUCCCCGCAGGGCGCGCGCUUCAUCGGUGCCAUAGACGCCGUCAAAGUCCGCGCGCCGGCGCUGGGCGGCAGUUUUGCGGUGUGGGGCGGCCUGUUUUCCACUUUUGAUUGCUCUUUGCAAGGCAUCCGCGGGAAGGAAGACCCCUGGAACUCGAUAGCGUCUGGCGCGCUCACAGGUGGUGUCUUGGCCAGUCGCUCGGGCAUGCGUGCAGCGGGGAAGAGCGCGGCUGUAGGGGGGGUGCUGCUCGCCCUGAUUGAGGGUAUUAGUAUCGCCAUCACUAGGUAUGGUAGUAGCAGGCCGGCACCACAGGAAAUCAGCAAGAUGAGGGAAGAAAUGGAAAAGCAGAGGGGGCGUGAAGGGCUUGCGGCCGCGGCUGCGAGCCAAUGA